UUGCUUGCCUUGGCAACCCUGCGUUUUGCAAGUUGACUUGCUUUCUGAAUUAAUUUCUUAAAUUGCACAAAAUACAACGAAUGUAUAGCAGCAUAACAAAGGCAAAAUGAAAAUUAAUAACAAAUACGAGUUCGACGACGACGUCGCAUCGAUAUGCGAAUCGACGGCCGCCUUGACCGAGGGCUGCCGCCUGCCGGUGCGUAUGCACAAGACGGAUGACUGGCCCCUGGCAGAGAUCGUUAGCAUCAAGGAGCUGGACGGGCGCCGUCAGUUUUAUGUCCACUAUGUAGACUUCAACAAACGCCUGGACGAAUGGGUUAACGAGGACGAUCUGUACACCCGAAAGGUGCAGUUUCCUCGUCGCGACGGCUCCCAAACAGGCACCAGCACGGGCGUAACAACUCCGCAGCGCCAUCACUCGCUGGCCGGCAGUGUGUCGCGUCCCACUUCGCCCCAGCACUCGGGCAUUGGCAUCAGCACCGCAGGAGCUGCUGUCAGUGCCAGUGCCGGUGGCGCUGCUACUGCUGGAGGUGCGGCAAGCGGCGCCGUUGUGCCUGCAGGUGCCGCUGUGGGCGGCGGCGAGUUGGUCAAUGGCAACAAUGUAUUGGCUGCUGCGCUGCAGAAGCGCUUCAAUCGCAGGCGCCGCGUGCACGGCAACACGCAUGGACAGAACAUACCGUCGCAACAGCCGCCGCAUCCGCAGACACCCAACGCCCAGGCGGCCACGCCGGUGCAUGUGACCGGUGAUGGCCUGAUACCCACAACACCCGUUGAAGAUGGCGACGCGUCGCAGGAUGGUAAGAUUCCCACGCCCAGACAGUCGGGCAGCAUGGUCACGCACCAGGACGAUGUGGUGACUCGCAUGAAGAACGUGGAAAUGAUCGAGCUGGGACGUCACCGCAUCAAGCCGUGGUACUUCUCGCCGUAUCCCCAGGAGCUGUGCCAGAUGCCCUGCAUCUACAUCUGUGAGUUCUGCCUGAAGUAUUGCAAGAGUCGCAAGUGCCUGGAGCGUCAUCUCUCCAAGUGCAAUCUGCGGCAUCCGCCGGGCAACGAGAUCUACCGCAAGCAGACCAUCUCCUUCUUCGAGAUCGAUGGGCGCAAGAACAAGGUGUACGCACAGAAUCUCUGCUUGCUGGCCAAGCUGUUCUUGGACCACAAGACGCUCUACUACGACACAGAUCCAUUUCUGUUCUACAUCAUGACUGAGUUCGAUUCGCGCGGCUUCCACAUUGUCGGCUACUUCUCCAAGGAGAAGGAGAGCACCGAGGACUACAACGUCGCCUGCAUACUGACAAUGCCGCCAUAUCAGCGCAAAGGCUAUGGCAAGCUGCUCAUCGAGUUUAGCUACGAGUUGUCCAAGUUCGAGGGCAAGACAGGCUCGCCCGAGAAGCCGCUCUCCGAUCUGGGACUGCUCUCAUAUCGCUCAUAUUGGGCGCAGACAAUACUGGAGAUAUUCAUUAGUCAAAAUCCCAGCACUGAGGGCGAAAAGCCAACCAUAACCAUCAAUGAUAUUUGCGAGUGCACUUCGAUCAAGAAGGAGGACGUGAUCUCAACAUUGCAGAACCUUAAUCUCAUUAACUACUACAAGGGGCAGUAUAUAGUCUGCAUCAAUCGUGACACCAUCGAGCAGCAUCAUCGCGCCAUGGAGAAGCGUAAAAUUCGCAUCGACUCCAAGUGCCUGCACUGGACACCCAAGGACUGGUCCAAGCGCUCCAAAUGAUGGCCUGCUAUUGCUAUUAACCCAGCCACAGCGUGGUCGCUUGAGCCGGCUAGCCGCCGCAGGUCAGACCUGGUCAGUGCUGGCAUGCCCCGAGCCCCGCAAGAGACUAACUGGAAGCCUUGUAGUUCGUAGUUUAUAGUUUUCAUUUAAAAUCUGUUGCGCUUUUAAUAAAGUACAAAGAAUUCAUGUAUUCCAAAUAUAUUUACGACGA
Molecule: messenger RNA, 1931 nt
Organism: Drosophila guanche
Lineage: Eukaryota; Metazoa; Arthropoda; Insecta; Diptera; Drosophilidae
Gene: Tip60
Product: histone acetyltransferase Tip60
Exons: 6
Coding region: 107-1720 (537 amino acids)
Biological process (GO): regulation of DNA-templated transcription
Molecular function (GO): histone acetyltransferase activity
Source: RefSeq, a predicted model, not a curated record